Messenger RNA from Pelobates fuscus (common spadefoot toad), 2762 nucleotides. RefSeq names its product membrane associated ring-CH-type finger 8 (gene MARCHF8). Lineage: Eukaryota; Metazoa; Chordata; Amphibia; Anura; Pelobatidae. The record is from RefSeq and is a predicted model, not a curated record. Gene Ontology annotation, biological process: immune response; antigen processing and presentation of peptide antigen via MHC class II; protein polyubiquitination. The transcript is spliced from 9 exons. Bases 275 to 1942 code for a protein of 555 amino acids. Gene Ontology annotation, molecular function: zinc ion binding; ubiquitin protein ligase activity; MHC protein binding. Gene Ontology annotation, cellular component: early endosome membrane; late endosome membrane; lysosome.
GCUCGGAAUAUACAGACACACCUGGGCUGAUCCUCAGUGCGAACAGCUGACAGCUCACCGGACCCUGUGUGAUUACUGCGAGCCCACCUUCUUAAACAGCAUCGUCAAGAACGAGGAUUCUGCUCACAGAGUAUUACACCAACAACAGAUAUCUGCACCACUAAACUGUCAAAAGGGAACCACGUCCACCCCAAAUACAAGAAUCAAAGGAGGAGUUCAAAAUGGAAAGUAAGAUAAAUAUUUUAUCUGAAAAAGAUUGAAUAGGAAAUUGAACAUGCAUCAGAUCUCGGCCAUACCACGAGAUGUAAAUCCUUUAAGAAUUCAGAAAAACAAACCCAAAGAAAAAGAGGAACAGAAUGAAAAGACUUUGGGGCGUUCAGUUAGCCGGUCCAGUAACAUUUCAAAGGCAGGGAGUCCAACUUCAGUUUCUGCUCCAAACAGCUUUCCUAGGACAUCAGUGACUCCCUCCAGUCAAGAUAUCUGCAGUUCCAGUGCUGUAUUUUCUGAAUGUUGUCAUCAAAGUCCAGUACAGUCUGCUGUUGUCUUGAAAAAUCCUCAUUGCCACAGUUCUAGGACACCAGGGGUCACAGUGACCAUAAUUUGUCAAGAUGGUCUCACAGAGAAACAAAAUAAUAAGGGCUGCGGCAGCACCUUCAACUCUGCUAAGGCCAAGGUGGCCUUUCCAUUCUCCAAAUCUCUGAAUGAUGUGGACCAGAGAGCUAAAAAUAUUUCUACCGGCGAUUAUGUGGAACGGACAAGCUCAGAAGGACAUUUAAUUUCAGUUGAAGAUCAUAGCAUUGGGAAGAUCAAAUUUCAGUUCCAAGAACAUGGAGCUGAACAUAUUAAUACAAUAUCUUUGAACAACUCUAAAGUUGCUCAUGAACAGUCAUUUAUCUCCAAUUUAAGUGUUCCAUGCGCGGACAAAAGUCCUGAAUUUGUUUGUAUACCACUUUUGGAAGAAAAGAGAGACAGUGAUUCCUCCAAAAGCAAGACCUUGCUCCACUAUAUUUUUUCAUUUUCCCCAAGUUCUAGUGCACAUAGUUUACAAAGGUUUCAGGAACUGGGUGGCUAUUCUAGAAGUUUGCACGCAGACACAUCUUCCAGUAUUCUUUUGGGAAGCACAGAUUUCUGUUCGGAUGAUAUAGGGGAUGAUGAUGUGUUUGAGGAUAAUGGAUCUGUCAAAGAAAAUCUUCAGGAACAACGAGCUCCACUAUGUUCGAUUGAGGACAGUGAUCUUGAAUGUCCUUCUCCCUUUUCAAAAAAACUGCCCCCAGCAUCCCCUGUUUCAGCCUCUGGGGAUUUAUGCAGGAUAUGUCACUGUGAAGGUGAUGACGAGAGUCCUCUGAUUACACCAUGUCACUGUACAGGAAGCCUUCACUAUGUGCAUCAGGCUUGCCUGCAGCAAUGGAUCAAGAGUUCAGAUACAAGAUGUUGUGAACUGUGCAAGUUUGAGUUUAUUAUGGAAACCAAAUUGAAGCCUUUAAGAAAAUGGGAAAAGCUGCAGAUGACAGCAAGUGAAAGAAGGAAGAUAAUGUGUUCCGUAACAUUCCAUAUCAUUGCAAUCACCUGUGUAGUUUGGUCUUUGUACGUUCUCAUAGAUCGGACUGCAGAAGAGAUUAAAUUGGGGCAAACCACUGGUAUAUUGGAAUGGCCAUUUUGGACUAAGUUGGUGGUGGUUGCCAUUGGCUUCACAGGAGGACUUUUGUUUAUGUAUGUGCAAUGCAAAGUGUAUGUCCAACUUUGGAAAAGACUAAAGGCAUACAACAGAGUUAUCUAUGUACAGAAUUGUCCAGAAACUUGUAAAAAGAAAAUAUUUGAAAAAACAGUAAUGAUCGAGCCAAAUCUGGAGAACAAAGAAGCUCUUGGAAUUCACCACUCAGACACAAACUCUUCAUAUUACACAGAACCGGAGGAUUGUGGUGCAGCUAUCCUGCAAGUUUAAAUAUUCCUUCAUUGUUCUUUUCAGGAAACAUUUGUUUACCGACUGCUGGCAGCAGUAGAUGAUGUCCUGAAACACUUUUUUCCGCUAUUCAAUUUACUGUACAUGUUCCUCAAUUUAAAUAAUAUAGGCCAGAGUUUUAUACCGCUACGAACAAAUACCAGUUACUAGGACCACAUUCAAGUAUACAGUCUGAAAUCGGCAUAGAAGAUGAAAACCAAUAUAUAAAAUAUUUGCUUUUGGAUUAUUCAUGUAGUACAAUACUUUACAGAAGUGUGGACAAGUAUCACAAUGUAAAAACUUUACACUUUUCAAUGAAGAAAAAUUACAUAAUGUCUGAGUUGCUAGCAUGGCCCACCACUCUUACUGCCAAUUACAUCUUUUAUGAAUUCAGAUUUCAAGAUUCUGCUUUAUACGCCAGUCACAAGAGCAUUAAGCACUUUUUACAAAAUGUCUUUUGUUAUACCUGUGUUGACUUGUAAAAUUGUUUUGGUUACAAACAAACAGUCACAUUCUGUGACAUCUCUAGUAUAAUUGAUGUGGAAACCUCUAGCCUUACAUGAAUCAAGAUAUUUAUAUUAUCGUAUAUAUAGUAUAAUUUAAUAUAAAUGUCUUUCUUCACAACUGUCAUUUUACACAUGAGAAAAACAAUUUAUGCCUUGUUAUUUCAGGAACAAAUGCAUCUGUACGUAGUUGGGACAUUUUUUCUACCACAUAUAUUCAUUUUUUUUUUUUUUUUUUUUACUGAAAAUGCACAACUUCGUAGACUUUCGAAUUUAUGGUGUAAUAUUGAAUAAAAUCUAGAACUUUUACUAAGAUAAAA